AUGAAGAGACAGCUUUGUAUUACAUCUGAACUGCCAGAGCCACGAAGACGGAAGCGUUCCGCUAGAAUGCAUCCAGCAUCCGUGGUAGACAUUUCUUCUCUUUCACCAGAUGUUUUACAUACAAUUCUUUCGUUUCUAGUUUCAGAGAGUGGAUGCGUCGAUUGUGAAUCACUCAAGUCCGCUUCUCUGGUAUGCAAGAAAUGGAGAGAAGUGUCAUUAUCACGAUCCUUGUGGUCGAUUCCGACAAAUCUUCAGGGAAAUGGGGUGCAUAAAAAGGAUUCCAUUAAUAUUUCUUUAUCGAUAUGGGAUUCCUCUCCCUAUGAUGGCAGAAUAGGUGGUCAAAGCUUGAUGGGUUUCAUCAAGAUCUGUCACCUUGAGUCAUCGAAGGAAAGUGACGCUACACGAUUUCUCGCGAAGGAAAAGGCAACGGGGAAAGAUUGCAUCUUGUCAAUUGCCAAGUCAAAACAAAAAUCAAGCAACAUGAUAAAAGAGGUAUUUCGUGGGCACCAAGUGGAACAACGUCACUUCCUUUGUCCGCACUUGGAAUCCUUCGACCGAAAUGUGCCAAGAGGAAUUCGACUUUUGAAUGACAGAGUGGUCCGUUGGUACGAAAACAACACUGUUCAUCCAGUGACCCCUCCUGCCACCUCGAAUCCUCGUUGCGAUGCUGACUUUCAGCGCAAUGAUGAUAGUCCCAUGUCUCAAAUGUUCAAGCUCCAAAGUACUAUGGGGGAGCAGAAUCCCUCAAGACAACGUCUAAGAUCGGAUUCGUGGGCAAUGAUCGUUGACUGGAUCGCUGAAGUAGCAGAAUGUUUUGAUCUUGAUGAUGAAACCAUUUUUCGAACCAUGGAUCUUGUGGAUCGUGUGGUCACCGCAAGCAAGUACACCAUGAAAAAGCAGUAUUAUCAGCUAGUUGCUGCGGCAUGCUUGCAGAUUGCUUCAAAAUGUAGUAGCAAAGAAAUCAGCGGCUCAAAUAUUUGCAUGUGCUCCGACAACUCGUUUACCGUCGCAGUUUUGGCCAGAACUGAAGAGUACGUUCUGACCAAACUGGGAUGGAAGCUCGCGUUCCCAAGUUCACUGGACUUUUUGAAUCAGCUACGAGUCAUCCUUGAUCUAGACAAGGACAGCAGAAUGUUUCAGGUGAUGCGAUACGUUUCAGAGUUGGCAUUGCAGACAAAGCUGUAUGUUCACUUUGAGCCGUCCAUGGUUGCUGCCACCGCUGUGGUUCUUUCCAACUACAGUCUAGACAACCAAGAGCUAUGGUCAGACGAAUUGGAAGGGCAUACCACAUAUUCUUUGGAGGAUCUUGCAGAGUGCACAAUUGCAAUGUCAAGACUCUUGCAGGAUGUUCGUCACCGAUACCCGAACUUGAUCAUUAUUGAUCAACGAUACCGAAAAGCAUCGAGAGGAUGCGUGGCUGAAAUAUCAAUUCCAAUCAUUCCAUCAUUUGCUUCCUUGGUUUCGUAUCAACAAACUAGAUCUCGACAGAACCCUGAUGCAGUAUCUCCUUGA
Molecule: messenger RNA, 1512 nt
Organism: Cylindrotheca closterium
Lineage: Eukaryota; Bacillariophyta; Bacillariophyceae; Bacillariales; Bacillariaceae
Source: the annotation of a GenBank genome assembly